This is a messenger RNA of Tigriopus californicus, 2352 nucleotides long. Its product is annotated as carnitine O-palmitoyltransferase 2, mitochondrial-like. Gene Ontology annotation, cellular component: mitochondrion. Gene Ontology annotation, molecular function: carnitine O-palmitoyltransferase activity. NCBI's taxonomy places the organism in Eukaryota, Metazoa, Arthropoda, Copepoda, Harpacticoida, Harpacticidae. The record is from RefSeq and is a predicted model, not a curated record. Bases 214 to 2202 code for a protein of 662 amino acids. Gene Ontology annotation, biological process: fatty acid beta-oxidation. The transcript has 2 exons.
GACCUCCAUUGGAUAGGGAUUGAACUGAGCUCUGUACGCAGCUUGUCUUGUUCAGGUGACGAGUGAGCGCAGCUAUGGAAUGGAUUCUACAUCAGUGGGACUCGGACGAGGGCUCGAGUUAUCCACCAAAGUGUCCAUAAUUCCAAACCAUCAACAGUUGAAUGGACGAAUGUCCUGGCACUGAGAUUGACCACUCAUUCAGUAACUAAGAAUAUGUGGAACCUGUAUCGAACUAGUGGAUCAGUGCCCAAAGGUGUGUGUUACUCAACCACCACUUCCAAUAUGCCCUUCGGACCGAAAGGCUCUUUGGAAACCAAAUCAAGGGAAUACCAAUACCUUCAGCAAAGCAUCGUGUCUACGGACAAGUUUCAGAAAUCGUUGCCCCACCUACCCAUUCCCAAGCUUCACGACACAUGUGACCGGUAUUUGGCGUCACAAAGACCGUUAUUGGAUCAAGCUGAUUUCAAUCAGACGGAGAAAUUGGUCAAACAGUUUAUCCAAGGACCAGGACAAACCUUGGAUGCCGAGUUGCGGCGCCAGGAUAAAAGUAAUAAGCACACGUCAUACAUUUGUGAACCAUGGACUGACAUGUACCUCAGGGACAGACGUCCGGUUAGUUUUGUACACAAUCCAGGAAUUAUGUUCGCCCAUGACACUCGCCCGGAAUUUAUGAAUCCGGCUUGGCGAUCGGCCCACCUCCUGAUCUCCACACUGAGACUGCUGAAGAGCUAUCAAGCAAAUAUUUUGAAGCCCGAAGUGUUUCAUCUCCAACCAGCGAAAACUAAUACUCCCACCUAUUGGAAUCGUGUCAAAUUCAUGCCGAACUUGAUCGCGACACCGUUGUCGUAUCUAUUUAAAGCAUUUCCUUUGGACAUGUCCCAGUACAACAACUUGCUUCAAUCCACAAGGAUUCCUCUACCUAACCGAGACGUUAUUCAAAGAUAUCCAGAUUCGAAACACGUUGUGGUUUUGAGACGAGGCCAUUUCUAUCACUUCGAUGUUUUGGAUCAAGACGGAAAUCUCUUUGAACCUCACUAUUACCUCAAGAGCAUCCAAUAUAUCUUGGAACAUGAACCCAAGGGUGAGAGCUCAGCUAUUGGCGUCUUUACUUCCGAAUCCCGAGAUUUGUGGAGUGAAAUGAGAUCAUACUUAGUGGAUGAAUUGGGAAAUGAAGCAGCAUUGGAACAGAUUGACUCUGGCUUGCAUGUCAUCUGUCUCGAUGAAUGGGACCAUGCCGAUGAGGAAGCUCCAAAAAGUACCCGAGAGAUUGUUGGCGGUUCAAAUCCGGCCAAUCGAUGGUUCGAUAAAUCGUUUAGUCUCAUUUACUCUCGGAAUGGGUCUGUCUCCAUCAAUUUUGAGCAUGCAUGGGGUGAUGGGGUGGCCGUGAUGCGGUUAAUCGACGAAAUUGUUCAAGACAGUCAAGAAAACAACUUCUUCUCUGCCAAGGAGAGUAGUAACCCCACGAUCAGUGUUAAAGAGAUCAAAAUCAAUGUGGAUGCCCGAAUCAAAAAUCAAAUCGAUCAAUCCAAGAAGUCCCACUUUGAUAGGUACAACUCUGUGGAUUUUGAGGAAUUUUAUUUCUACGGCCUUGGUAAAGACGAUUGCAAGCGCUUGCAAGUGGGUCCGGAUUCCUUGAUGCAGACUGCCUUUCAAAUUGCCUAUCAUCGUCUGUUUGGCAAAUUCGUACCAACGUACGAAAGCUGCAGUACGGCUAUCUUUAAGCAUGGUCGUACCGAAACAGUUCGACCUUGCACACAUGAUACGAAGACUUGCGCUGAAGCCUUCAAUAACUCCCAGCCAGGUGAUCCCAAGGAACUCUUGGGGUUGUUGCAAAAGUGCUCGAAAACGCAUUUUGAGAUGACCAAAAAUGCUGCACAAGGCAAGGGUUGGGAUCGACAUUUGUUUGCUAUCAAGGACCUCUGCCAUCGACAAGGCCAUCCAAUUCCAGAGUUGUUCGAGGAUCCAGCAUACUCGAGGAUCAAUCAAAAUGUACUGUCGACCUCAACUCUGGCCUCCAUUAACAUGAUUCAUGGCGGUUUCUGCCCGGUCGUGCCGGAUGGAUUUGGCCUUGGAUAUCAAAUCAGAAAUGAUUUCCUAGGAGUUGGUCUAUCCGCAUUCAACGCCCAUUCGAAUGCCAAGGACAUGAAUGAUGCUCUUAUUUCUAGUUUUGAGGACUUGAAGAAAGUCCUUAAAGCAAACUAACACUGGAUGUAAUAGUAAAUUUGUGUUGUCUUUUUAAUAUACACACAUGGGAAAAAAAAGCGCGAAAACAUCAAAUGACAUCAAACGUUGAGAAUAAUGCAAAAGAAAUUUGUUAUCAUUGAAUGUUAACAUAAAAUCAAAGAUUGUUAC